Molecule: messenger RNA, 1368 nt
Organism: Photinus pyralis (common eastern firefly)
Lineage: Eukaryota; Metazoa; Arthropoda; Insecta; Coleoptera; Lampyridae
Product: facilitated trehalose transporter Tret1-like
Exons: 2
Coding region: 1-1368 (455 amino acids)
Biological process (GO): transmembrane transport
Cellular component (GO): membrane
Molecular function (GO): transmembrane transporter activity
Source: RefSeq, a predicted model, not a curated record
AUGAAAGGUACAAUUUGCAUCUUAGAGAAGAGGCUUCUUCAAUACAGCGCCGCUACUACUGGUUUAUUGGCGGCUUUCAGUAGCGGAUUGAACUUAGGAUGGACGUCUCCAUAUUUGCCCACCCUUCUAAGUGAGGCCUCCCCUAUCACAAUGACCGCAGAUCAAUCGUAUUGGGUGGUAACCUCUUACCUGUUGUCAGGAUUAUGUGGCAGUAUUUUGCUCAGCAUCGUUGGGCGGAAAAUUGGAAGAAAGACGAUUUUAUUAUGGUCUAGUGUGCCAUUCUGUACAGCGUGGACGGUAAUAGCUUUUGCAAGUACUCUACCAAUACUUUUAAUUGGUAGAAUAAUAAUAGGCCUGGCCCAAGGUUUAGUAUUCGCAACUCUGCCCAUGUAUUUAAGUGAAAUCUCCGAUAAAGAAAUACGAGGGUUUUUAUGUUCCUUAAUAUCCGUUUUUCUUUUUUUGGGAGCGAUGGUAAUCAAUGUGAUUGGAACGUAUAUGACUAUCAAAAUUUCCUCGUUGAUUUGUCUAAUAAUACCUGUUCUCCAAUUCGUAACCUUUUUUUGGAUGCCAGAAUCGCCGAAUUACUUACUGAUGAAAGGUAAACGUGAAGAAGCACGGCAAGCGCUUAUUGCAUUAAAAGGAUCGGAUGAAGCAGAUCGCAGCUUGGACGUGAUCGUAGAAGUUAUAGAAGAAAACAGGUUAAAUAAAACUGGCUUCAUCUCGAUAUUUGAGAAAAAUAACCGAUCAAAGUUGGUAACCUUGUUAGGACUACGCGUAGCCCAGCAGUUUUGUGGUGUGAUAGCUUUUAAUAUAUUCGCACAAACUAUUUUUCAGGAAAGUGCCGAUUCCAUUUCGCCUCUAUUGGGAACAGUCAUUUUGUAUACAGUACAAAUAGUGUUUUCUGUACUAAGUUCACUAUCAGUAGAUAAACUCGGCAGAAGGCCUUUAUUGAUAGUAUCUGCAAUUGGAACGAUAUGUGUUUUACUUGCAGGAGGGGCAUUCUUUUUUAUUCGAGACGUGAUCAAAGCUGACACCUCACACGUUUCAUUCGCACCGGCGCUUAUUUUGAUCCUAUUCACAUUCUGCUACAGUUUAGGUUUACAAACCAUGCCCAAUUUUAUGGCGGCCGAGCUGUAUCCUACGAACUUGAAGCCAUACGCCUGCACAAUCGGCGAUGUAAUGUUUUACUCAUUCUCGGCCAUUGUAUCCCAAUACUUCCAAUUUACCAAAGAUAACUACGGCCUCUUCGUUCCUUUCUGGACCUUUGCCGUCUGUUCCAUCAUUGGAUUGGUAAUAAUUGUAAAAUUUAUGCCUGAAACUAAAAACAAAACAUUGGAGGAUAUACAAAAAGAAUUAAGUAGUAAAUAA